AACAUCAACACGUCUGGCCGAGGAAAGGGAGGUAAAGGAUUAGGCAAAGGCGGCGCCAAGCGUCAUCGCAAAGUAUUGCGUGACAACACAUCCAAGGUAUCGCCAAGCCCGCCAUCCGGUCGUCUCGCCCGCAGAGGUGGUGUGAAACGUAUCUCUGGUUUGAUCUAUGAGGAAACCAGGGGUGUCCUAAAGGUGUUCCUUGAAAAUGUCAUCAGAGACGCCGUCACCUACACCGAGCAUGCCAAGAGGAAGACAGUAACUGCCAUGGAUGUAGUCUAUGCCCUGAAACGUCAAGGCCGCACACUGUAUGGCUUCGGCGGUUAA
Messenger RNA from Lymnaea stagnalis (great pond snail), 324 nucleotides. NCBI's taxonomy places the organism in Eukaryota, Metazoa, Mollusca, Gastropoda, Lymnaeidae. The record is from the annotation of a GenBank genome assembly.